CCUCCGAGUCUUGACUCCAACGGAAGACUCCUAUGUCUUUGUCCUCCGAGUCUUGACUCCAACGGAAGACUCCUAUGUCUUUGUCCUCCGAGUCUUCGUCCGCUGACGCUAAAGACCCAAUCCGGUUAUGAGCCCAGGUUGGUGCCAAUUACCUCCAGCCGCGUUGACACCAGCCCUUGGUCGUUGGUAUUCAAAUGACACUCAAUUGAAACCAGGUGAUGAGCGCUCGUCCAAUGAGUGAAGAUUCAGGUGUCAGUUAUCAAGAUACACCUCUCUACCAAAACAAAUCCUAAAACAGUCCAGACCAACAAUCCAGCAGCUCUAAACAACAAAUACAACAGUAACUCAGCAGAUAAAUUAAUUUAAAGAAGACACUUAGCAGGAUCCAAGUAGUCAGUAGUCUCGCCUCACAGGUAGAAAAUGCACACAAGACCACGUUCGACUCCUUCAAAGCUUCCCCAACCUGAAAGAUGCUCCGCCCACCAAGGACUGGACGGAGGUCAGCGUCCAUCACCGACAUACGAGGGGGCCGUGGCGAGAGCUUUGCUUCAGACGAAGAAUCAGCUCAGCAGAGACAUGCAGAAGAUGUUCGCUGAGGCCGAGAUGAAGAGGGUCCAGAAGUUUGCUCUGGACGUGACUCUUGAUCCGAAAACAGCUCAUCCUGAACUCAUCCUGUCUGAUGAUGGGAAGCAAGUGAAACAUGGUGAUGUGAAGAAGAAUCUCCCAGACAACCCAGAGAGAUUCUCUCAUUAUAAUUUCGUUUUUGCGAAGCAGAGCGUCUCCUCGGGCAGAUUUUACUUUGAGGUUGAGGUUAGAGGGAAGCCUAAAUGGAAUUUAGGAGUGGCCAGAGAGUCGGUCAACAGGAAGGGACCAAUCAAAAUGACACCCGAAUAUGGCUACUGGAGCAUAUGGCUGAGAAAUGGAAACGAGUACAAAGCUCUUGACGCACCGUCAGUCCGUCUCUUUCUGCAGUCUGGGCCUCAGAAGGUGGGGGUGUUUGUGGACUAUGAGGAGGGUCUGGUCUCCUUCUAUGACGUAGAAGCUGCAGCUCUCAUCCACUCCUUUGCCGGCAGCUCCUUCAAGGAGAAACUCCUCCCAUUCUUCAGCCCCUGUCGGAAUGAUGGCGGUCACAACUCCUCCCCUUUGAUCAUCCGUCCCGUCACUCAAACUGCCUGAUCUUUUUUUCAUGAUCAGUGAAGAGUCGUCAGCGUAAACAUAAACAUAUUAAAUUGAUCUCAUAGGCACACAAAGUAUA
Messenger RNA from Pseudoliparis swirei, 1255 nucleotides. RefSeq names its product zinc-binding protein A33-like. The coding region runs from base 421 to 1176 and encodes 251 amino acids. Gene Ontology annotation, molecular function: protein binding. The record is from RefSeq and is a predicted model, not a curated record. NCBI's taxonomy places the organism in Eukaryota, Metazoa, Chordata, Actinopteri, Perciformes, Liparidae. The transcript has a single exon.